ACACACACACACACACACACCCGCGCUCACUCUUCGUCUCAAGAUGAUUCGUGCAUCAUGUCUCCUACUUCUAGCCGUAGUCUCUCUGGGCCUAGCCCACGAGCCUAAGGGCAUGCUGGCUGGGAUGUUGUCGGCAUCACCCGAGGGCCGUCCAAAGAGAGAUGUGUCCGUGCAGGGACUGACAGAGGCAGAGAAAUCAAACCUCCUGGCCCGGCACAACAUGCAUCGCGGUGAUGUGUCUCCUUCUGCAUCCAACAUGGUCGUACUUCAAUGGAACGACGAAAUAGCCAAGGAUGCACAGGACUGGGCCAACACCUGCAUCUGGGACCACAACCCAAGUGAAGACCGUGAGACAGACCAAUGGGAGUGGGUUGGCCAGAACCUGGCCAAGGGAUACGGUUAUACCAUGUACCACUACGUAGAUUCGUGGAACGAAGAGAAGGAGUAUUACAAUUACAACAGGGACACAUGUAAGACAGGCGAAUCUUGUGGUCAUUAUACUCAGGUCGCAUGGGCAGAAACUCAAUUCAUUGGAUGCGGCUGGAAUAAAUGUGGAAAGUAUGAUCAUCUGGUCUGCCACUAUGGCCCUGGAGGUAACUACAGAGGAGAACGACCAUACGAAGAAGGGACGUCUUGUAGCCAAUGCCCAUGGGGCUACCGUGGCGGAUGUUCUGACAAGCUGUGCAAAAUGAGUUAAACUGAUGGAUGACAACGGGAAGAGAUUUGCCGCCCUCUCACGAUCACCCGAAGCAUCUAUAUUGGUGAAAAUCACAAUGAAUGAACAGUGAUAAAAAAUUAUAAUUAUACAUGUAUUAUCAAAUCCAUGGUUGCAUCGAAUGAAUGGAUAUAAGGGUGUCUUGUCCUCCUUAAGCUAUUAUUUAAUCCUUAUCUGAGAUCAGAAAACUAAAUAGAAUCAGUUAUAUUGUUUCUUUUGAUUGUGAGUUCGUUUAACUACUUGCUUUUUAAUCUAUAACAAGAUCAACAAGUAAAAUAUUGCUAAAGCUGGAAGUACUCAGAGGAAUCACAUUUAUGAAAGAUAAACCGCUUCAGUUGUAUUUACACUCUCUGUUCUAACUAGUUUUGUUGUAUCAAAUGGAGGAAGAGGGAUACCAUGCUUUAAAUCAUAAAUAAUUGCAAAACACCUUCAGUAUAAUGAUCUGAUGAAGGCGAGCGCUUUCAUGUUAAGAUAAGCUAACAUGAGUCAUUACUUGGAAACUUCAACAGAACUACCAUUAAUAAGAUACAUGAACCAUCCGUUGGUUUAAAAAAGAAGGAAUGACGUCAUUUUCCAAGACAGAACUCCCCUUAUCUCUGUUCAUGACCAAUAUCUCUCUGUUUGAGGUUCGCCGUACUUUUGAAUAAAGUUGAUACAACCUUAUUAAACUGAAUUCAAAAGAUAAUCAAAGUAAGGUACAGCGCCAAUUCGUGCGGAGAAGCCAUGUAUUAUGUUGUCACUCAAAAUGACGUUGGCUCAAAAUAAUAAUCUUGGAGAUAAUAUUUCAUAGAGUCCAACGCCUCUUUCCAAUUUAGCCAAUAUUUUGUUUUCAUGUCAGUCUACACACAAACUGUUAAUUUAAAACACCGAUUAAUAAAGAGUUGAAGAUGAAAUUAUACUAGA
This is a messenger RNA of Strongylocentrotus purpuratus (purple sea urchin), 1618 nucleotides long. RefSeq names its product peptidase inhibitor 16-like. The record is from RefSeq and is a predicted model, not a curated record. Gene Ontology annotation, cellular component: extracellular region. Bases 44 to 697 code for a protein of 217 amino acids. The transcript is spliced from 6 exons. Lineage: Eukaryota; Metazoa; Echinodermata; Echinoidea; Camarodonta; Strongylocentrotidae.